UUCGGAUAUUAAUUUCAAUUUUCUUUUGAUUUUCUGCAACAGUCGCUACAUAACUUGAAAACCCUUGAUCUCGGCCAUUCCCAUUCCUUACAAAAAUCACCAGACUUUUCACAAGUCCCAAAUCUUGAAGAGUUGAUAUUGUUGGACGUAGUAGUCUGUUCGAGAUUCACCCCUCCAUUGGUCAUCUUAAAAGACUUUCUUUGGAGAGCCUUUCAUACUGUGUUAAGCUUAUUUCUCUUCCAAGGGAUUUCUAUAAGUCGAAAUCUGUUGAGACUCUUCUUCUUAAUAGAUGUUCAGAAUUCAUAGAACUGCAUGAGGAUAUAGGGGAGAUGAUAUCACUGAGAACGCUUGAAGCAGAGUAUACAACCAUAAGACAAGUACCACCUUCUAUUGGUCAUCUUAACAGACUUUCUUUGGUGAACCUUGAGUGGUGUGAUAAGCUUAUUUCUCUUCCAAGAGAUUUCUAUAAAUUGAAAUCUGUUGAGACUCUUCGUCUUAAUGGAUGUUUACAAUUCAGAGAACUGCAUGAGGAUAUAGGGGAGAUGAUAUCACUGAGAACACUUGAAGCAAAGCUAACAGCCAUAAGAGAAGUACCACCUUCCAUAUUAGGAUUGAAGAAUCUCACUCGUUUAUCCCAUCACCAAAUCAGCGUAGAGCUCAAAAGAGAACACAAAUAUCUGCGUUGGAAAGGAUGCCCUUUAAAGUCCAUACCAGAUGACUUUUUUAAUCAACCAAGACUAGUUGUUUUAGAGAUGCAGGAAAGCAAACUGGUACAAGUUUGGGAGGGUUCCAAGUCGCUACAUAACUUGAAAACCCUUGAUCUCAGCCAUUCACAUUCCUUGCAUAAAUCACCGGACUUUUCACAAGUCCCAAAUCUUGAAGAGUUGAUAUUGGAAUGGUGUAUGAGUUUGUCCGAGAUUCACCCCUUCAUUGGUCAUCUUAAAAGACUUUCUUUGGUGAACCUUUCAUACUGUUUUAAGCUUAUUUCUCUUCCAAGGGAUUUCUAUAAGUCGAAAUCUGUUGAGACUCUUCUUCUUAAUAGAUGUUCAGAAUUCACAGAACUGCAUGAGGAUAUAGGGGAGAUGAUAUCAGUGAGAACACUUGAAGCAGAUCAUACAGACAUAAGAGAAGUACCACCUUCCAUAGUAAGAUUGAAAAUCUCACUCGUUUAUCCCUAUCAGACACAGGUUGACUUGGAGUGA
Messenger RNA from Pyrus x bretschneideri (Chinese white pear), 1202 nucleotides. Its product is annotated as disease resistance protein LAZ5-like. NCBI's taxonomy places the organism in Eukaryota, Viridiplantae, Streptophyta, Magnoliopsida, Rosales, Rosaceae. The record is from RefSeq and is a predicted model, not a curated record. The transcript has 3 exons. Bases 330 to 1202 code for a protein of 290 amino acids.